GUCAAGCGAAUACUUCGCUACAAAAAAGUUCCUGUAGCAAAAAUUAUUCGUUAAUUUUUGCCAUAAAUAACAAAAAAUAGCCCAGUCAAACAAAAUAUGGCUGACCCUGAACGUAAUAACCCUCACAUCGAUCGUGCCCUGAGCGAGGAGAGUUUUCAAUUUUUGCUGAAAAAUAUUAAGUCACUUGGAGAAAAUGAUGCCUUGUCGUGUGAUUAUGAAACCGUGGAAGCAGUACUGAAACAAGAUGUCUUGGAUGUUAGCGAAGUGGAGUUGUUCAAAGCAUUGAUUAAAUGGGGGAAUCAUACCUGCGAUGAAAAGGAUCCCCCACGGUCAACCGUUAUGCCGGAAUUACUGAAAAUGAUCCGCUUUCCGGUAAUCGGGAUAAAGGACUUCGCCACUGAAGUUGUCCCAACAAGAAUAUUUUCAAAAGAUGAAAUGCUUGAGAUGUUCCUAUAUUUUGCAAACCCCGAGAAGAGCAAAACAACGCAUGGAAAUUCUUCAGGGAGGAAAAAAUUACCCAAGUUGGGCUCCCCAGCGCUUAGAUUUCUGGUCAAUAAGACUUCUUGCCCUAUUAGCUUGCGCAUCAUAGGAAAAGCGCCCAUACAAUACUUUCCUGCGGAGUUAACGUCCAGAUAUUGAUGUGAUAAACAAGACCACAAAAUGGAUGUUAAUCAAAAUUAUGGUGUUACUCCCAUCAAAUAUCUAUCAGCAUGAAAGACCUUGAUAGAUUUUUUUAAAUUUUGACUUAUGACCCAAUUAGGAGGAUUAUGAACAGUUUUACUGUAAAAAUGCACAGCGCUUAUAAUGGUAAACUUUUACAUUAAAAACAUUUCAAUGAAUAAUAUUAUAUUUGGACUACUAUUUUUUUCAUAAUUGUUAGUCGUUGACAAUUGCAACCACUCGAUUACAAAUUUAUAACGACGGCGGUAGAGUCGCAUAUGUUUACUUUUCGGUUAUAAUCGUAACCAAAUUUCUAAUAGUGUAGUAUUAAAUUGUCACCAGACAGUAUUAAGUUCUUAAGUGGUAGUGACAUGACAAAAUUUAUACUUUCAGAAAGAACCAAUCAAUGUAUGCAACUUCUCCAAGGAGGAGGUUAAAUACGGUGGAUUUACAUGCGUUAAGAUUUCCGGUUAACACAACCUAUUCCCUGUUACCUCUUUCAUCAUAAAAAGAGGAUCUAUAAAAGCAUACCAAUAUCGCAAUUUAGUGAUUUUCUUAAAAGUAUAGGGUAUUAGUAAGACCUUAUCAGUAUGAAUGAGGUUCCAUCAUGGAACUUCCAUGGCUGAUCUUAUCGACAUAAUCGCCCUAUCGCCGCACUUUCCGCAUAUUGUGAUUGAAUCAUCUGCCUUUAGCACAUCAACAGUGCUAAAUGCAGAUACUACUUCCAUUCAGUAGUUCCACGUCAGACAAAUACUUCACCUAUGAAACUUUGUCCAUAUGGCAAAAUUAUUCUGCAAUUUUUAUAAUAAAUAACCAGCCCAAUCAAGCUAACUACACUCUUAGCAACUUGGUAACAAAACCAAGAAUUUUGUUGACACCAACCCUCGGUGUCAACCUCAACUCCACUAAAUAGUGUCAAACCGUUGUGUAAAAGUGACACCGAGCGAAAAAAACGCGUUGACACGGUACCGGUUUCAGCGAUAUUCCGGCAAUGGUGUCGAAUUGACACGAUGCGAUGUUACCGCAGUAAGCAAGACUUGGGCUUAACACAAAAUUGUGUCAGUCUUUUCCUUGUGUGCUCGGUUCUGCUUGGCGGCCAUUGUCCUUCUUCUCCACAAAAACAUCAACAAAGUGGAUAAAUUAAUUGGUGUGUUCAAUUAAUUUCGAAAAAAUUGUUUUUUUAAAACGUUUAAGAACUACUACCACUUUCUUGACUUUAGGUGAGUUAAAAUCUGUAACAUAUAUUAAUUUUCCCUCAUUUAAUUAACAUUAUUUUACUGUGUGUAUUUUUAUUUUGAAAACUUAUUGUUUCCAGCAAGCUAAAACUCAACGCUGAACCCAACGAGGGAACCGACGAGUAAGGAUUUGUCCACCCGACAGCCUAUUUAAUUAUGAUUAAAUCUCUUGUUGCCAAGCUCAUUGAAUUUUAAGAUUUACGCAUAUUUUAGAUCACCGUGUUAGAUAAAUGUAAUCUUUUAUCUAUAAAAGUACAUACGGUAUGGAGAAAAAAAUAUUAUUUAAUUUGUGCGAGUACAAUAACUUGUUACUUGUGAAUAUGUUUGAAAUACUUGUUUAAUUUUUUAAGUGCUUAAUAUUUUUAAAUGUAA
Molecule: messenger RNA, 2267 nt
Organism: Folsomia candida
Lineage: Eukaryota; Metazoa; Arthropoda; Collembola; Entomobryomorpha; Isotomidae
Exons: 5
Coding region: 97-639 (180 amino acids)
Biological process (GO): neurogenesis
Cellular component (GO): cytosol
Source: RefSeq, a predicted model, not a curated record